Messenger RNA from Cricetulus griseus (Chinese hamster), 3150 nucleotides. The record is from RefSeq and is a predicted model, not a curated record. Lineage: Eukaryota; Metazoa; Chordata; Mammalia; Rodentia; Cricetidae.
AUGAAGGUGGUUCCUUCUCUGUGCGGUGUCAACACAUCCAGAGGAAAUACACGUAGUUUUUCAACAAUUCCUAUGCCCCCGGGGGAGGACCAGCCCGGAACCCGGGACCACACCCGCACGCGCUUACCCAGCGCAGACACUACCUCCUCUAUCUUAACAAUCCGCAGUCAUUACGCAGCUUUCCCAAAGUUUAAUUUUGUCCUCGAACUUGGGACUCUUCUCAAAUGUGAAUUGGUACAGAGGGUCGCUUCCUUUUUAGAGCUAGCGCCUGAGUUCGUAGCUCAGCUCCGGAGGAUUGGAGACAAACUGUCUUCUGAGUGGUGUGAACCCUACAUCACUGCGCCGCUGUCGGAGAUGCCAAACAAGAAAACUCGAAAGAGCGAGACGAGGAGCCCGAGCCCAAUGCGGGUCCCAAAAGAUGUGGAAGAUGAGUGCAUUCAUCAACUCCGGAGGAUUGGAGACAAACAGAACUUUCGGCAGAAACUUCUAAAUUUUAUUACCAAGCUCUUCAGUUUAGUAACCUGAGUUCUUCAAAAAGCUUCUUCAAGAAGGGACUCGUAGAAAGCAAGUUCCCCAGUUGCUACAAAUGUCUGUUAUAGGAUGGACUGUGGUGUGAUGGAGAGAGAUGAGGAGAAAUACUUUCUUUUGGUUUCCUGAGCAUGGAUGAUGAAUAAGAUGGAAACAAAUUUCUUCGGGAAAGUUUUCAGAAAUCGCUCUUUGAGAUGUGAUAACAUGAAACCACAUGUAUUUUAAAACGAGGCUUACAGGAGUCACAGAAAUAGGGAAGUGAUUAGUAAUACAUCUGUCUUUUGAGAGUUGGAGUGGCGUUUCUGCAAAAGGUUGUUGUCAGAAGUCAUGCAGAGGAGCAUGGCAAAUCAUUACAUGAAUGGGGAUAGUUGCUCAGUAUGACUUUCCUCUGUUUGACAGCAACUCCAGAAUAUUGUGUUCUAUUAAGUUCCAUCCAUAAUCUUCUAAGAGAAAACAUUUCAUUUUUGUUAACAUAGAGUGUUAUAGUGAAUAUUGAGUUAAUAGGUCACUACAAACAUUGUGUCUUGUUUAGGUGACUUUUUUUUUUAAGUUGUUGAGUUCCUCUGUAUAACAAUCCUGGCUGUCCUGGAACUCUUGUAGAUCAGUAUAGCCUCUAACUCACAGAGAACUCCAUGCCUCUGUGCUGGAAUUAAAGGCAUUCACCACAGCGUCCAGCUGUUUAGAUGACUUUUAAGUGUGUUUUUGUAACCAUUAACUGGAUAGUAUGGAAAACUACCAAGAACUGAAAAAAAAAUCAGAAGUAUAGCAAGGUUAUUUAGUGGCAGUAAAAUUUUUGCAGAUUGAAUAUUAUGUGAUAAAGAGUUGGGCUCUUAUGUAACCUGAGACAAAAACAGGAAAAUUUUAAAAGUUGAUAUAAUUAAAACUUAGUAAAAGACUCAUUAAGAAGCUGCUAAAAUUUUUAGCCUGCCACGAGUAUUUCCUAGAGCUGUUUUUUUUUUUUUUUUUUUUUUUUUUUUUUUUUUUUUUUUUGGAGUGUUUCUCUGUAGCCUAGCUGUCUUGGAAACUCACCCUGUAGACCAAGCUAGCCUUAAACUCAGAGAUACACCCUUUCCCCCACCUCCUGAGCUACUACCACCCUAGCUUUAAGAGUUUCAUUUUUAAUCUGGGCUAUAAAUGUGAAAUUCAAAAUAGUCAAUAGCAAAUCAAUCCUGGUUAACAAAGGCAAGAGAUUUGAAUAGACAUUCCCUAAAAGGCACAUAGAUGGUCAACAGAUAAAUGAUUCAGAAAUGUAAAUGAAAAUGACCAUGAGAUGAUCUUAUACUCUAGAUUGACUGUUACCAAAAGUGAAAGAUAGCAAGCAUGGUAAAGGCUCAAGAAGAGAAGGAAUAUCUGUAUAUCUUCAUUAGUAUUGUAAGGUAGGACACCUAUUUUGUAAAACAGCAUUCCUUUAAAACUAAGAAAUGAACCACCCUAAACCUAGCUGUCCCACCACAGAGUGUAUAUGCAAAGGUGUUGAAUUAUUUGUAUUAGCUAAAGCUAGGAAACUAUCAAAGGCUGAAAGGGAUUUGUUUUUGUUUUUUUUGUUUUUCGAGACAGGGUUUCUCUGAAUUGCUUUGGAGCCUAUCCUGGCACUCGCUCUGGAGACCAGGCAAAUCUCACAGAGAUCCACCUGCCUCUGCCUCCUGAGCUGAAAGGGUUUUAAAAGUGGGAAUAUAAACAAAAUUGAGCCUUAGAAAGCAGGAAAUGUUACUUGUCAAACUGGACGAUAGAUAACCCAGGUCCCUCUGAAGACAAUACUCCACUGUCUUUUUUUUUGACAAAAGCCCAAGUCAACAAAUAGGAAUAAGAUGGCUGGGGGUGGGAUGGAGAAUGAGAAAAUGGCCGCCCCAACCUUAGAGGGCAAAACUAGGAGUUCUGAUGUUCUUGUCUACAGCAAGUCAGGGAGGUUGCCUGUUCUGACCACAAGGAAGUGAUGUCAACCAGAAGUGAUUCUGUGAUAAUGCUAGUAACUGUUUGAUCUUUCCCCACAGUGUCCAUGUUUUGGAACUCAACCCUGUAAACACAUUUAAUUUGUCUGUUAACUAAAACUAAAAAUUUUCCAAAAAGGGAAAUAAUCUCAUGAUUGAGUUUUACCAGGAAUGCUAUUUAUUUUACUUAUUUAUGAUUGAAAUAUUUUUUGUUUCGUUUGAACAUGUGUAUCAGUUUCAUUUUUGUUAUGACUGUGAAGGGUGUCAUAUAGCAAGUCACUUUGAAAGAACUUACCUCAGUAGUUAGUGGGCCUCGGCAUUAAAGCUGUUUACUUUGAAGGUUUUUUUUCCCCUUGGCCCAAAGGUAGACAUUUUACCAAAUGGGUAUUUAUAGUCUGUGUCUAUAUUUAUAUGUAUGUUUCUGAAGACUGAUACUGUAGUCUGAACUAUUAAAUAAAGUUGGAUACUGUAGCAGCUAUUGAAAACUUACCAGUCUUCCUGUGUGUUUUCUGUAAAUUAGGAAGUUUAUUAUCAAGCUGUUUUAACACAUGGAUAGACAUCUGGUGUGGUGUAUGUAUGUGGGUUUGAGUGCAUGUUUGUGUGGGAAGUGUGUUAUCAGAGGUCAAUAGUUAAUCCACCUUUUAAAAAACAUUAUUGGGUGUGUGGGGGUAUGUACUUGUUAUGGUGCUUGUGU